AUGUCGCAGGUCGUCAAAAUUCUGUCUGUCAGGCAAACGAUGGUUUUGAAUGAUUACCUCGAUGAGCUAUCCAUGUCGAGACGAAGGGGAAUAAAAAAUGAUAUAAAUUAUUCAAAAUUGCCUACCAGCGACCAAGGUUUCACCGAUGCUCAGUUUUUGGUUCCUGCCCAACAAGUGCCCUGGAGAGCGAUUAUUUUAGCGACAUUGUUACUAGUAGUGGGAACAAGUCUAUUAGUUUUUGGUUGCAUGGUAGCAUCUGGUCACAUUGUGGUUCAGUAUGCUAAUAGAAUGUGGCCAAUGAUUAUAUUGGGAGCACUAAUGUUUAUCCCUGGAGCAUAUCAUGUUCGAAUUGCAUAUUACGCUUAUAAGAAGGUGCCGGGAUAUUCUUUUGACGAUAUUCCGGAAUUUGAAUGAAUAUAUUUUUAGUCAUUGCACUUAGAAUAGGUUAAAUUAUUAAUUCUAGUCAAGAAAAGUAUAUAAAGUCACAAGCGUGACUCUAUACCGUAUGUCCGAAUUAUUCCGCUGCAAGCAUUAGAAUUAGAAUCUCAAUCAAUACUAUAAGAUAGUAA
Molecule: messenger RNA, 569 nt
Organism: Phyllotreta striolata
Lineage: Eukaryota; Metazoa; Arthropoda; Insecta; Coleoptera; Chrysomelidae
Source: the annotation of a GenBank genome assembly